AUGUGGCAAGAGAUGAAUAACUCCGUAAUGGGUGGCGUGUUGGGACGAAUGUUCAACGGAGCCCGGGCGAUGAAGUCAAUGCUCACGGAUCUCAUGCCGAGCACGGCGGGUUAUGGUCAAAAAAUCAACAUGGAUUUACUGCCCACAGAGAUGACGCGAGUGAAGUACAUUAUUCGCAAUCCACAGACUAACAAGCCGAUGAAGAUCAUCAAGAUGCGGCCGUCGCCAAAGAAGGUCAUUAAACUGAGGAGACCCAUACCCAAGCCCACUAUCACCGAGUCCUCGGUGAUGAUCUCCCAUGGAAUUCACAAAGAUCAUCGAAUGAGACAGUUGGAAAAGGAGCAAGAACUCAUAGCUGAGGGCAAGGCUCCGAUGACCAGCGAUGAGGCAAUAAUGGAGAAAUACUUUAAGAAGCGUCCACGAGGCGGUUCCUCCAACGAGGUCAUCUCUGGCAAGAUUAUGGAGUACCAGAGUUGGAAGCCCGUCUACAAAGCAGGAGAAACGCCAUCUUCUUUCGUGACUCUAAGACCGCAACCCCUGACCCAUUUGCACACGGAUAUAUCCAGUGGAGAUCAUGAGAUGCUGCCAAAGCCCGAGAAGCUGGUGAGCUACGAGUAUGAAAGGGAUGAGGAUGACGUGGCGGAGAACGAAGUGGCCAAGCAAACGGGUCACCGUUACGAGGUCACCGAGCAUACGGGAGAAGCUAGUGGCGAGGUGGAAACGGUCGAGACAGUCGCCUCCAUGGAGAGUGGUUUUGUGCCCAGUCAGGGAAUGACAUUCAGGUCUCCACCACCAGCACAGCAUGCGCCGAGGCCCAGACUUCGAACGCCGUCUAGUACCACAACUACCACCACAACCACAACAGAAGCACCCAACUAUCCUCCCUCGUUCUUAAAGAAAUACCGUGAACGAGAGGCCACCACCACACGCAGACCGCGGAAACACCACAACAAGGAGGUCUAUCUGAUCCGCGAGGGCGAUGAUAGCUCGGAGGGGAGCACCACACCGCCAGCCUUCGCGAUGAGCAGUUUGAGGGCUCGCCUCCAGGAUCAGCAGCGCCAUCAGAAACAUCAGCACAAGCAGCAGCUGGAGGAGGAGGAGCUGGAGGCCGCCCUCGUGGAUGCCAUGCAUGGCGAGAAGUGGCCAGCGGAGGUGGCCCACAGCAGUUUCCAGCUGGCCAGUCCCAUUGGACCCAGUGCGGUGGCAUUCGAGCAACCUCUGGCCAAGGCGCCAAGGGGCCAAUACAAGCGUCAGACGCGCGACAAUAUCCGGCAACGUGGAUCAAUCAAGUUUGCCGACAAACCCAACUACGAUGAAGCCUGAGGAGGCGGGCAAAGUCACCAGUUAGCAACCAAAGAGCCAAAGGCUACAGUUAAACUACAUGAAUUAUAAAUAAAUUCAGUAGUUUUUUGUGCAACAUACGGUGGCAUGUGUACGAAACUUAUCCCUCUACAAUGAACGACCCUUUUGGAUUUAAUUUAAUUUAUGUCGCAGCGAACAUUUUAUUUUAUUUAGUACAAAUAUGUACAAGUCAGAAUUGUAACAAGUUCUAUUUAAAACACAAUUUGUUACAAGCUUACAAAAUAAACUAGGAAAACUUUAUUUAAAAUUAAACCUUGACUUUGGUAUUUUAAUAUCUUCAGAGGCUAGUGGUGAAUCUAAAAAUAUUUAAAAAAAGAUAAACGUUAAGAUUGAUUUCUUCUGUUUGGACUUAUCUAUUAACCACACUUGAACUUUGUUUAAUUGGCUUAUCUAAGAUUUGAGUUUAUAGCUAUUCGCGAAGUAAAAGUGAGCUAAACUAACAAUUUCCCAGUGGAUUGCAUUUCAUUCGCGGUACGGAGUCAAUGCACCCAUGACACGCAAUAAUAUGCAGCAUGCCGCAACGGACAUAAAACUCUGGAAAUAUUUUGACUUUUAAUUAAUGCCAGUUAGCGAUUUUCCCUUGGAUGUUUGUGUGCGUUUGUGUGUGUGUGUUAUCGCAUUCCGCUUAGCAGCUUGCAUUUGACAACUAAUUUAAAAAGUUUACAUGGCCGACAGCCUUGGGCUCUGAAAUCGAGAGCAUUGCGGCGAAGUGGGUUAAACCUGCUAUAAAUUCCAGA
Molecule: messenger RNA, 2099 nt
Organism: Drosophila sechellia
Lineage: Eukaryota; Metazoa; Arthropoda; Insecta; Diptera; Drosophilidae
Exons: 1
Coding region: 1-1323 (440 amino acids)
Source: RefSeq, a predicted model, not a curated record